This is a messenger RNA of Amoebophrya sp. A25, 853 nucleotides long. The record is from the annotation of a GenBank genome assembly. NCBI's taxonomy places the organism in Eukaryota, Dinophyceae, Syndiniales, Amoebophryaceae.
UCAAAAUCAUCGGGGAUCCAUUUGGUAAGUGCUCACGCCCUUAGAUUUGCAGAUCCAGAGAAAACAGGAACACCAAAAUGUCGCGUGACAACAUUAUCCUUUUCCCGUUCCAUGGGAAGCUCGUUAUCUUGCUCUCCUGGGGCUCUGGCAUCGCCUUUAUCCUUGCCUGUUUAGUGGCUUGGAAUUUGCACUACAAUGGUACCUGGAACAUGGAGAGGACCAGUGGACAGCAGUUUUCAGUGUUACGGCUUCCCCUGAUCCAUCUUCGGAAGCAUCCUGAGAGGCCUUCUCAAGGGAGAAUAGAGGGCUUCAUCAUGGGCCCGGAGAUGGGUUCGCGCGAGCUCUAACCCUGCCAGUGCGUGGAUUCGCGUAUGAUCGUCCGGAGUCAGCUUUACUAGGUGAAACUAUGCAAGUGGUGAACGAUGGGAACAUACCCAAAACGCAUUAUCGACUGCGAAAACUGAGUGAUAAUCCGGCUGCGGAAAGAAACUUAAGGGUACAAGUGGAAGCGACGGCAGCUUCUGGGACUGUGUCAGUGGACUGGCAAAAAGUGAAAUCAAGGAUGAGAAUGCAUCUUGAAGAUAGUAGAGGCAACAACGACAACAUUGAGUUGGAGGACCAUGACGAGUCUUCAGAGAUUAAGGCUUGAGGAAAUCCAUCUUCCCCCGCAUCUUGAUCCCGUUUUGAAAGGAAAACGGGCACCGCGAAGCUCCUCAACAAGAUGGAUUUUUGCAAGGUCUAAAGAGAUGCACCAAGAACAACAGCCAGGAGUGAAUUCUGCGCAGCUUCCGCCAGGUCCGACUAUGCUUUUUGUACCUGGAAAUCAAGGCAACUGGAAACAGAUGAUGAAUCU